UACUUUAUAUGUUGCAGUCGAAAUGUCAAAAAAUUUAUAUGAUGGCAGCGCCAUGUCUUUAUUUUUUUCUUUCCGAUUUGUAACAUAGAAACGUCAAGAUGGCUGAGGUUGAAGAAACUCUUAAGAAGAAGCGUACCUUCAAAAAGUUCACCUAUCGCGGUGUUGACUUGGAUCAAUUAUUAGAUAUGCCAACCAAUCAAUUGGUUGAACUGAUGCACAGUCGCGCACGCAGGCGUUUCUCCCGUGGUCUUAAACGCAAACCAAUGGCACUUAUCAAGAAAUUGCGUAAAGCCAAGAAAGAAGCACCACCAAAUGAAAAGCCAGAAAUUGUCAAAACACAUUUGAGAAAUAUGAUCAUCGUACCAGAGAUGACCGGAUCCAUCAUUGGUGUUUACAAUGGCAAAGAUUUUGGACAGGUUGAAAUCAAACCUGAAAUGAUUGGUCACUAUUUGGGUGAAUUCGCGCUAUCAUACAAACCCGUUAAGCACGGUAGACCCGGUAUUGGUGCUACCCACAGCUCCAGAUUUAUUCCACUCAAGUAAAAAACAAACAAAUUUUGUCAAACUUUUAUGGAUUUUUAUUACAAUAAUAAAUUUCGAACUUGACGCACUCAAGUUUAAAAUAAUA
Molecule: messenger RNA, 627 nt
Organism: Teleopsis dalmanni
Lineage: Eukaryota; Metazoa; Arthropoda; Insecta; Diptera; Diopsidae
Gene: RpS15
Product: 40S ribosomal protein S15
Exons: 4
Coding region: 99-542 (147 amino acids)
Biological process (GO): translation; ribosomal small subunit assembly
Cellular component (GO): ribosome; cytosolic small ribosomal subunit
Molecular function (GO): RNA binding; structural constituent of ribosome
Source: RefSeq, a predicted model, not a curated record